AUGCUCUCCCCAAACUUCAACCCCAUACGACCAUAUUUUUGUGAGAUGUGUUACUUGAUUCCAGAUCGGGUGGCUAUGAUGUGGCCCACUUCAGACUCAUCGUUGGACUCCUUCUUGGCCGCGGAAAGAGCCUGCGCCUUGGCAACCGCUUGCCCCUCCGAAGAGGUGGCACCAUCUGUGUCUCGUCUACAUUCGCAUGAUCGCCAACACGGAGCAGAAAUUCAUCGUGGCCAACCCAACCAGCAGCAGCAACAAAGCCAGGAGCAAUCGGACCCUUUUUCUCGUGUACUACAAGCUCCACAGGCUCUUCUGCAAACCAGAAAGUCGGACGAGCCCAACAAUCUGACAAAGGCCACUUCGAAA
Protopolystoma xenopodis is the source of this 363-nucleotide messenger RNA. The record is from the annotation of a GenBank genome assembly. NCBI's taxonomy places the organism in Eukaryota, Metazoa, Platyhelminthes, Monogenea, Polystomatidea, Polystomatidae.